Molecule: messenger RNA, 506 nt
Organism: Phlebotomus papatasi
Lineage: Eukaryota; Metazoa; Arthropoda; Insecta; Diptera; Psychodidae
Gene: Pdrg1
Product: p53 and DNA damage-regulated protein 1
Exons: 3
Coding region: 83-481 (132 amino acids)
Source: RefSeq, a predicted model, not a curated record
ACAGUCAAAAAAAGGUAAACAAAAACGUGAAUUUUUCACCUUUGGAAGUUUUUCUUCAAAUUUUACCACGAAAAAAGCCAACAUGAAGUCAGACGCGGAAAAAACCAUUGAGAUUCUCGAGGCGACUGAGCGUGUAGCAGACAAGAUACUGAUGAAUAAGCAGGAGAUCAUUGAGCUGGACAAGAGGCGUCAGGCCAACCGUGAAGCCCUGAGGGAGGUGCGAAAGAGUGAGGAGCGAAAACACUGGAUUUACGUGGGAUGUCUCCUGGUAAAGAUGAUCCGGGAAAAAGCAGUGGCACUCCUCGAGAAAGAUCAGAGGGUUAUCGACGAUGAUAUUGAGAGACUGAGAAAUGAACAGAGGAAAUUGGUCAAUGAACUUCGAGACUUGGAGCAUCUGUCCCCGGCCAAGGGAUUUGAUAUUAAGCCAUUAGCAAGCAAUGAAUUAUCCGCACUUCAGAGCAAUUUGCUAAAAUUUCGAUAAUAAAAGCGAGAAUUCUUAAAUGUUA